Oncorhynchus kisutch (coho salmon) is the source of this 4937-nucleotide messenger RNA. Its product is annotated as WD repeat-containing protein 47. Bases 181 to 2967 code for a protein of 928 amino acids. The transcript is spliced from 17 exons. Gene Ontology annotation, molecular function: protein binding. The record is from RefSeq and is a predicted model, not a curated record. Lineage: Eukaryota; Metazoa; Chordata; Actinopteri; Salmoniformes; Salmonidae.
CGAAGCGGUGCGCUUGACAAGCGAAUGAGCUGGGUAGCAGCAGCAGCGGACUCGAGGCAAGAAAGGAAGGAGAAAAACCAAUCGAAGCAGGAUCGCCGUGACAGCUACGCUUUUUCAACAACAUAGAAACAAAUCCAGUGUUUUCAGACCAUGUCUUUUUAGACCAAGCCCGCCGUCACCAUGACAGCAGAGGAGAUCAUCAAUGUGAAGGAGGUGGAGAUCAUCAAGGUGAUCCUGGACUUCCUCAACUCCAGGAAACUUCACAUCAGCAUGCUGGCUCUGGAGAAAGAGAGCGGAGUCAUCAAUGGACUCUAUUCUGACGACAUGCUGUUCCUCAGACAGCUGGUGUUGGAUGGGCAGUGGGACGAGGUGCUCCAGUUCAUUCAGCCGUUGGAGUGCAUGGACACGUUUGACAGGAAAAGGUUCCGUUACAUCGUCCUGAAGCAGAAGUUUCUGGAGGCCCUGUGUGUGAACAACGCCAUGUCUGCUGAGGACGAGCCACAGCAUUUGGAGUUCACCAUGCAGGAGGCAGUGAAGUGUCUUCAUGCUCUGGAGGAGGUCUGUCCCUCUAAAGAUGACUACAGCAAGCUAUGUCUGCUCCUCACCCUGCCUCGUCUCACCAACCACGCUGAGUUCAAGGACUGGAACCCCAGCACGGCGCGGGUGCACUGUUUUGAAGAGGCAUGCACCAUGGUGGCAGAGUUUAUCCCUGCAGACAGGAAGCUGAGCGAAGCUGGAUUCAGGGCCUCAGGGAACCGCCUCUUCCAGCUCCUCAUUAAAGGAGUUCUGUAUGAGUGCUGCGUCGAGUUCUGCCAGAGCAAGGCGACAGGCGAGGAGAUUACGGAGGGCGAGGUGCUCCUGGGGGUUGACAUGCUGUGUGGGAACGGCUGUGACGACCUGGACCUGUCCUUACUGUCCUGGAUGCAGAACCUGUCCCACAGCGUCUUCUCCUGCGCCUUCGAGCAGAAGCUGCUUCAGAUCCACGUGGACCGCCUGGUCAAGCCCGCCAAGGCCGGCUACGCAGACCUUCUCACCCCGCUAAUCAGCAAGCUGUCCCCCUACCCCUCCUCGCCCCUCCGCCGCCCCCAGUCCGCCGAUGCCUACAUGUCCCGCUCCCUGAACCCGGCCCUGGACGGGCUGUCCUAUGGUCUGUCUGGCCAUGAGAAGAGGGGCCCAGGGGGGGACAUGGCGGGGGGGAAGGGGGUGUCCCCCAUGUCUCAUUCCUUCGCUAACUACCACACGGGGGGCCAGAGUCUGAGCAGGAGUCUGAUGCUGGAGAGCUCCGACUGCCACAGCAUCUUUGAGGAGUCGCCUGAGAGCUCCAGGACGGACACGCCCGUGGAUAAGAUGAUGAGUUCGGGCACCCUGCGCCCUGACUCCGCCCCUGGAGAGGACGCCCCGUCACCAGGCUCUACAGAGAGGAACGAGCUGCAUGACUCGACAGAGAAGUUUGAGGAGUUUUACCGCCAGCGUCUGAGAGUGCAGCAGCACCUGGAACAGAAGCAGCAGCAGAGACAACUCUACCAGCAGAUGCUUCUGGAGGGAGGGGUACAACACAGUGACCAGCCAGCCCCCGGGACAGACGCCAUGCAGCACAGCCUCACUGAGACGUUCCUCAACAGGUCUAUUCAGAAGCUGGAGGAGUUGAACGUUGGGAUGGAGAGUCUAGAGGAGGAUGUCCAGUCUCUGGCCCAGCAGUGCAAUGGUACCGGCCCCUCUCCCGAGAACAACAAUAUCGGUGACCCUGUAGGCUUGACCCCUGACCCCGCCGUGACCCUGACCCCCGAGCAGGGCCAGCCCCAUGGAGGAGGGGUGGUCAGCAGCACGCCACAACACACCGCAGCGGGUCGGGGGGUACACCCACCGAACGAAUCCCCAGUGGUCUGCCAGAGUCCUCAAGUAGCCGGACAGCCUUCCGCAUUAGACGACUCACCAGGAGCCCUAACCCGAAGUAAGGAGGGGGACAAUGGGGACAAGUCCAAGGCCCUGUUUGUAGCUGUGAACACCUUGGAGGACACUCAGGCAGUGCGCGCUGUAGCCUUCCACCCCACGGGGGCGCUAUACGCUGUGGGCUCCAACUCUAAGACGCUACGCGUGUGUGCCUACCCAGAUGCACCGCUGGACACCAGUGGGGUGUCGGGUAUGACCAAGCAGCCGGAGGUUCGCUUUAAGAGGAAUAAGCACCAUAAAGGUUCUAUCUACUGUGUGGCCUGGAGUCACUGUGGAAAGCUACUAGCCACCGGCUCCAAUGACAAAUACGUCAAAGUCCUGCCCUUCAGUGCCGAGACCUGCAACGCCACAGGUCCAGACCUGGAGUUCAGUAUGCACGACGGUACCAUCAGAGACCUGGCGUUCAUGGAGGGACCAGAGAGUGGAGGGGCCAUCCUGAUCAGCGCCGGAGCCGGAGACUGUAACAUCUACACCACUGACUGUCAGAGAGGACAGGGCUUACACGCUCUCAGUGGACACACAGGUCACGUUCUGUCUCUGUAUACGUGGGGAGGGUGGAUGAUAGCGUCAGGCUCUCAGGACAAGACUGUGAGGUUCUGGGACCUGAGGAUACCCACUUGUGUUAGAGUGGUGGGCACUGCCUUCCAUGGAUCAGGAAGUCCCGUUGCCUCGGUAGCGGUUGACCCUAGCGGUCGUCUCCUAGCGACGGGACAGGAGGACAGCGGCUGUAUGCUCUAUGACAUCAGAGGGGGACGCGUUGUGCAGACGUACCGGCCCCACUCCAGCGACGUGCGCUCCGUUAGGUUCUCCCCCGGGGCACACUACCUGCUCACUGGUUCCUACGACACCAAGGUCAUGAUCAGCAACCUGCAAGGUGACUUGACGAAGCCGUUGCCCCUGACUCUGGUAGGGGAGCACGGUGACAAGGUGAUCCAGUGCAGGUGGCAUACACACGACCUGUCCUUCCUCUCCUCCUCCGCUGACCGUACCGUCACACUCUGGACACACAACACCUAACAGACACACAUGACCGGUCCUUCCUCUCCUCCUCCGCUGACCAUACCGUCACACUCUGGACACACAACCCCUAACAGACACACACGACCGGUCCUUCCUCUCCUCCUCCGCUGACCGUACCGUCACACUCUGGACACACAACACCUAACAGACACACAUGACCGGUCCUUCCUCUCCUCCUCCGCUGACCGUACCGUCACACUCUGGACACACAACCCCUAACAGACACACACAACCGGUCCUUCCUCUCCUCCUCUGCUGACCGUACCGUCACACUCUGGACGCACAACCCCUAACAGACACACACGACCGGUCCCUCCUCUCCUCCUCCGCUGACCGUCACACUCUGGACACACAACCCCUAACAGACACACACUCACGCAACACAACCCCUAACAUGCACAUAGCUUGUGAACACACACAAAUAUAGACACACAAACACAACCCCUAAGUCACAUAUAGUGGACAAGCAUAACCUGUAAUACACAACCUAGACACACACAUGCACCCUUUUCCUGACACUCUUUUUCCUCUUGCAGCAAACAGGACAGUUUGUCCCGCUGUACAUUUGGUUGUGUGGCUGUCUGUGGGUAUCUUUUAGCUGUAUUUAGGUUUGAUUUCGUAUCUUGCUCAGCUCCCCUCAACAUCACUGCUUCUGUGAACAACUCUCACUUUAGCAAAUGCAUCCCCUAGUUGUGUGUGUGUGUGUGUGAGUGAGUGAAAUGGAGAGAGUGAAAAAGUGCACCAACUGACCCUUCCCUUCGCUCUAUCACGCCAUUCUUCCACUCGCCCAUGACUCUUCACAUAUUCAUCUACAAAUGAUACAUCUACUCCAUCAUGUUUUGAAUAAGGAGAGGGAGGUUUUGCUACAGUGCAUUGUUUCAUAUGGUGUCUUGAGUUAUCCAGUCUCCCAAUACAGAAACCCAUGUGGGUCCCUCUUCAUUUCAGGUCAAAAAGUGAAGUUAUCUGUGAGAUCUUUUCAAGAACAAAUUGACAUUCCUAAUUAGUUUGCACAGUCAGUGUUUUUGUUACAGCGUGUGUUACUAUGCUGCUAUUAUUUGAGAAGAAACCAAGGCAACGAUGUUGCCAUCUAAACUGCUGACAAUAUGUCAGUGUGUGACUCCGUACAUCAGGUCCUCCUUGCCGGAGUUGAAUCUGUUGCAUAGGUCGAUCAAUUAGCUAUCGGUUGCUUAGCUGUUGUCAAUACUACUACUGUGGGAGUUUCCGAUGCCUAACGUUACUGUGCAAGUCUGCCCACCGUAUUUCUGCUUUAGGCUUUGUAAAUAUCGGAGUCAAAAAUGUGUAAGUUUUUAAUGCUGAAUCAGUGUUUGGUGCAAAAUGCUGUCUUCAGACAGUUGUUGUGGUGUUUCUUGCUAUGGCUUGCCUGCAAAUAGGAAAAAUAAAAGUUGUUUUAUAUCGACUUGGAAGGGAAUAACAGAUCUACUUGUUGGCUUGGCCAGCUUCAGCGUGCGGUUAAGCAACGCUCCCUAUGUAGUGCAGCUUUGCUUUCAUCUGCAAUGUUACUGGUUGAUACCUAGAUGGCAGGCUCUGCCUAUUUCGAAAGGGAGUGGCGUGUGCACAAUAUCUUCUAAAACCAUCAACCGUAUUAAGGGUGUUUUGCCUUUCUUACUUUCAUUUUCUGUAUUUUGCACUUUGUCACUAGACACACCAUUUAAUACAGUUUUGUUUGAUUUAGCAAAAUGCAGGCUUGAGUUUUAGGCUUUGUUCUUUGUACAGUUUCUCAUUUUAAAUUAAAAGGCCAAACUAAUAAAUAGAUGUAUUUAUUUAUCUUUUAUUAUUUUAAAAUGUUCUUGUAAUAUAGGCAUCCUGUUCUGUUGAUAUGAAAUUAGAUAGUGGUUCCGGUAUGUAGCUUUUCUAAACUUGUUUUAAGUGACUAAGAGAAAUGAAUAGAGCUUAUUGAAGUGUGAUCGCUGCUGUGGUAUCUAAAUAAAAUCCUCUUUGACAUUUCA